AUGAGGUCAGCAGCAGUCAGAAGGCUGGGUUUUGUCACUCCUGUGAGUCGAUUCUUCAGGUUGGAGUUCACUUCCAUCAUGAGGAUGGAGCUGUUUACCUGUGGAGUCCUGCUCCUUGCCCUCGCGGCUCCAGGAAGUGAUGCACAGAUGAGUGUUUGUGGCAUUGCUCCACUCAACACGAAAACCAAGAUUGUUGGGGGUCAGGACGCAACUGCGGGGGCGUGGCCCUGGCAGGUCAGCCUAUACAGAGGGGGACAUUUCUGUGGCGGCUCUCUGAUCAACAGCCAGUGGGUUCUAACAGCCGCCCACUGCUUUCCCAGCACCAGCACCGCAAACUUGAUUGUUUAUCUGGGACGACAAACUCAGCUACACCAGAAUCCUAAUGAGGUCUCCCGAACAGUGUCCCAGAUAAUCAAACAUCCAAACUACGACAGCCAAACCAUUGACAACGACAUCACCCUGCUGCGGCUGUCCUCCUCUGUGACCUUCACCAACUACACCACACCCAUCUGUCUGGCAGCAUCAGGCAGUGUCUUCCCCGCCGGGCUGGACACCUGGGUCACGGGCUGGGGAAACAUAUACAGUGACGUUGCCCUACCGUCACCUCAGACGCUGCAAGAGGUGGAUGUCCCCAUCGUGUCCAACACUAAGUGCAGUGACUCCUACAGCUCAAUCACAAGCAACAUGAUCUGUGCAGGUCUGACUCAAGGAGGAAAAGACUCCUGUCAAGGGGACUCCGGAGGCCCGUUGGUUGCUAAGAACGCCACUCGGUGGGUCCAGGCUGGAAUUGUGAGUUUUGGAAAUAGCUGUGCUCAGCCGAACUACCCAGGAGUCUACACUCGUGUGUCUGAGUACCAGUCCUGGAUCAACAGCCAGAUCACUGGCGAUCAGCCGGGCUACAUCAACUACAACACCGACUUAACCUCAGCAGCUCACCUCAUCUCCCUCUCAGUCCCUCUGCUGCUGUCCGUCUUACCUGUCUUCUUCUCACUGUUUGUCCUCUUAUGAGCCUUUCUAUUUGGUUCUCCAAGCUAAAUAAAACCAUCAGCUCAGGGUCAAAAUGUGACGAAACAGUCUGCCAGUACUUCCACAUCCUUUUUUGCACAAAACCACGAACAAAUGUUGAGAAUUGGAUGUUUGUUUUAAAUUUUAAAACUAUUAAAACCAAUAGCCAAAUAAAACGGUCACAGUUCAACCAUCUAAUUAUAACUAUAACCAGUAUCUGAACAUAUGGUAACUAAAAUAUUUUGAGUUGAUUGGACGAGCAAUUUUAAUUUAAUAAACUUCAAAUGUAUGAGUAAAAUUUAUUAAGAAAUUUAAUUUAUGAAAAUUUAAAAUUUUCAGUAUCAAAACUCUAAAAAAUUGAGGCAAAUGAUCGCCUCAAUUUUUUUGAGUUCUGGGAACUUAUUCGGGUUUACAGUGAUAGAGUUAUUUUAAAAAAAAACUUUCAUUUAAAUUGAUUAUUGAGUGAUUCUGUUUACAAACAACCAUAAUAAUAAUAUACAGGAGCCUGAAACAAAUCCAACUGAAUUUAAACAAGUUAACUAAUGAAAUGAUGAUCAAUAAUUAAAUACUGACAUGUUACAGGAAUUAAAUUAUUGGCAUAAAGUUUCACAGAUAAAGCUUUGUUAUAAUCACUAAACCGUAAUAAAAUAAAAUACCCAAUACUGGUAACGUAAAAGUGAAGUCAUUAAAAUGUAUUAAAAAUCUAUUAUAAAGUUUAUAUUACAACAGAAAAACUAAGAUUUUUUUUACUUAUUUCAUUUUGUAUUUAUCUUCCACGAUCACAAAGUCAAAUGUAGAAAAGACAUAUUUGAAAUGAAGAAUAAAGCUAUUUUAGAAGCACAAUUAUGAAAAAGAUUUAGUGCAAUAUUGCAGGCCGACACAUUAAGUGCUAAUUGGGUUAAUAUAUCAUUCACAUUUAGCAUUUUUAUUCUGUAAUGAGAUCAGUGAUAAACAGUUGAGAGACAGCUUUAAGGUAAAGGCAGAGCUUUCACGUGUUUCUUUCAUUUGGGUUUAAUUAAUGGGGAUUUAAAUAUGAAUUCAUUAUAACGACUAAUUGUAGCUAUUUUGGCACUUUUUGGGUUCCAGAGAAAUUACUCUGCUAAUCUGACCUGAUUUUGUCCUGAAGCUGAUAAAACAGAACGUGUUUGCUGAUGUUUAACUGGAAAAUCUCAGAAGGGAUUUCUUUUGAAUGUUUGUGAAGUUUUUGAAGCAAAAAUACUAAAAGAUGGCACUAAUGAAGUCCACUGACACUUUGCAGACAGAAUGCUGCGGAACAGAUCUGCUUUAGACGUCUUUGUGUGGUUUAUGUUGGUCAGAACACCUUCAGAUGUUUGAACCGAACACAUGUAACUGUGAUUUAUAUUUGAAACAGAAAUAUAUGAAGACAUUAUGCAAUAUUCAUCACUGAAAUGUAACAUUAUUUUCUAAGAAACCACUGAGUUUUUGUUCAAUUUUCAAUUCUGAAAAACCCAUUUUCUCAUCAUUUAUGAUUUUCAGUGUAAACAAUGAUUGAAAAUAAACUCUGAAAUGAAGAAUAAAAUUGAAAAUGAA
Nothobranchius furzeri (turquoise killifish) is the source of this 2556-nucleotide messenger RNA. RefSeq names its product trypsin. Gene Ontology annotation, molecular function: serine-type endopeptidase activity. NCBI's taxonomy places the organism in Eukaryota, Metazoa, Chordata, Actinopteri, Cyprinodontiformes, Nothobranchiidae. The record is from RefSeq and is a predicted model, not a curated record. Gene Ontology annotation, biological process: proteolysis.